ACACGAGGACUUGCCUCCCUGCCCCCAGGGCUUCCAACAAGCAACAGGAAAAUGUGAGGGCAGCCAGUCAGGUGCUCACUGCAUUGUGUCUUUUCUGAACUUGUCAACGAUGACGGUAAGCGUUUAUAAAUGACAAUUCUCUGGCGGCUCCAGCACGUGCCAGGCAACGGGAAGUAUCAGAAUGCGAACUGCACGUCCCGCCUCCGUCCCGCCUCCGGUUUAUAAAAUGUAUGGUAAAGCAUGGCAGGCAAUGGGAAGUAUCGGAAUGUGAACUGCAUGUCCCGCCUCCGGCGAGUAUGGAAAAAUGUGAACGCAGCCCGUCGAAGCUCGCUGCAUUGUGUGUUUAAGUACAGGAUAAUGUGGGCACCACCAGUCUGAGGCUGACUGCAUCGUGCGUUUUUCGAAUUUGUGAACGAUGAAGUGUUUAUGAAUGACAAUUCUCUGGGGACUCCAGCACCAGGCAACAGGAAGUAUUGGAAUGAAACUCUGCAUGUCCUGCCUGCCUUUCCGCAAUUGGCGGUUCUUGUUCUUCCUGAUUAUUCGUUGGCGGACAGCUUCUGACAGAGAGACAUACGCUCUCGGGCAGCAGGCAACAAGCAUUCUGCACGUAGCUUCUGGCAGAGACAUGAUCCUUCCAGGCAAUUAGGGAAAGAAUGGGUAAUUGGUUCCAGAUGGUUUUCCUCGCUCCACGUCCUUGACGACAUGGCAGAGAACUUGGCAGCUGCUAGAGUGUGGGGACAUUGUCCCUCCAGGCGGUUAGGGAAAGAGCGGGUAAUUGGUCCUAGGCGCGUUUCAUCUUCCGAGAUCCUGGACUCUGUGGCAGACAGCUUCUGGUGGUGGGAUGGUGAUGAAUCCGUGGCGUAGAGUCUUGCACAGACAUGAUGGUUCUCGACAGAGCUGACAUGAGUGCAGAGAAUCUAGUACGGAUCUGUUAUUUUUUCGCCUACUGGGCAGAUCAGAGAGCUUCUGGCAAGGACACGACAGAUUUGGGGGCAGCUGCACAAGUGUAGAAAUCUGGUUGCGCAUUGUGUUUCCAGCAUUUCAACCGCGUUUUGUCAGGAGUCGCGUCGGUGCGUUGCCACAAAGGGCACAGCAGUUUUGGGAAGCUGCGCAAGUAGACAUUUGCUGGGACACUGUGUUUCCAGCACUUCCACCGUGUUUUGUCGCGAGUCGCGUCAUGCGUCGCUACGAAAGACACAACAGUUCUGAGCAGCUGCGCAAGUAGACAUUUGCGUGGAUUUCCAGCACCAACAGUGUUUUGUCCGAGUCGCAUCGUGCGUUGCAACGAUAUGAAUGAGUUCGCAUUGACAAUACCCCAAUGAUCUGUACAAAAUAUGGAUGAUGAUGCUGCACCAAGAGUGGUGUGCCAGAGUCGGCCAAGUGACAGCCAAUUGAAAGUGUGGUGAGUAGUCUGCGAAUGCCAAUCUUUUUUCUAUCUCUGUCCUUCCUAUGGCCACCGAAAUGCUGAAGAGUGCAAACAGUGUUGGACGUGGAGAUGGGAAAGUGUGUAUCGCUGAGAACAGAAGCAAAAGCAAGCACACAAGGGGGGGGAGAGAGAGAGAGAGAGAGAGAGAGAGGGGGGGGGGGCGGGGACGGGGAGAGAAAUAGGUUUGUGUUUUAUGGUCGGGCCAGUUUCAGAGUUCCAGUCACCAGCGCUCAUCAGUGCAGAGUUCAGCAACCCAAGUCCAGCAUCCUCAUCCAAGCUCGCACUAAUCGCGGUUGAAGAGCAACGCCAGCUGGCAGCCAAGGCUGCCCAGCUACAGGCUGACGAAGCGGCAGCAGCAGAGAAGCUGCGGCUACAGGCCGAAGCAGAUGCAGAUACCCAGGCUUGCCGCAAGGAAGCCCAGGAUAUGCUGCAGCGGCAUGAAGCCACCAGCAUCGACAGACUCAAGUUCUGGCACUUUCAACCGAACGGUGACAAUCCAACACCGGAAGAGAAGUACAAGGAGUUCCUCUCCAAACUCGUGACGCGGUUGCUGUAUGCUUGCAACUACCAACGGUCAGAGUUGGAGAGACAGUACCAGGACCUGACGCAACAGCAUCAGGAGUUGGCGACGCUCCGCCGCACAGUGCAGAGCCACGAGGAUGCAACUUGGGCACUCAAUGCCCGAUUGCUGGACCUGGAACAGGCUGUACCAGGACCAACUGCUGGGGCUUCCAGCAGUGCACUCUCUAGCCGCCAACUGGAGGAACGCGUUGACCGCAUCAUGGCAAUGCUCGGCGACAUUAACACCUUCGCUGCGCCGUCCACCAUCAGCACUCAGCUGCAUACCUUGAAGACCGAGGUCCAACAUCUGCAAUCGACGAACGCAGAUGGCAAUCAGAAGAUGCCAACUUUCCAACUAGAAAAGUUCGACGACUACACGCAGCAGGAUCCGACCCUCUGGUGGGAGGCAUUCACGACUCAACUCAGGAUUCUGCCUGUCGCUAAGCACAAGUACAUCGGCGCCCUGUUCCUGAACUCAAAGGGCGGAUGCCAGACCUGGUUGACCCACCUGGCAACCUCCCACGGCGUCAACGUACCGGACCUCAAGGACAAGAUCACAUGGGAAGAACUGACACGGCUGUGGAAGAAGCGGUUCAUCGUCGACGACGCGCCAGCACUCGCCAUCAACCGACUGUUCGCCAUGUCACAGGGCAACACAGCAACACGGGACUGGCUCACGGAGUGGCAGAAGAUUGCGGCUGUGCCCAAUCUGAACUUACCAUUUGAGCAUCUAGGCCGUGAGUUCUACAACAGGUCCUGUGCUGCAUUGAGCCAGGCUCUUGGUGAUCGCAAGCAGUACUCGACCUUUGCUGAGAUUAUUGACAAAGCAAGGGAGAUCAUCAAGACCAACAGGUCAGCUGCACACGAGAAAUCAACAUCAUGGCAGCCGACCUAUGUGGAGAAGGACGUUUCACGCAAACUGCUUCCCAAGUGGUUUGGACCUUGGUCUGUGACAGCAGCCGCGGGCGAUGAGCCCGAUGGCCCUUCAUUUGUGAUCGACAUUCCAGAGCAUCUGACGGUCCAUCCGGUCUUCCACGCCUCGAUGCUGGCAACAUACACGCCAGCCAAGAGCGAGGACUUUCCGGGCCGACGAUCGCAGGACCCUCCUUCUAUGGAUGGCCAUCAGGAAGUUGACCGCGUCAUCUCCGAUCGCAAGUACGGCAGCAAGCCGCGGCAGUACAAAGUCACAUUCAAAGCAUGCGAUCGCGACGACACUCGGUGGAUUUCAGGAGCAGAUUUGAAAGCAUCUGCACCGCUGAUCUACGCUCACUUUGAACGUCAAAGGUUAGCCAAGGGACCUCCACGACCUGCCCCUCCCACCCGGACUGUGGUCCCUCCCUCGGAAAGACAGCUUCGCCCUCGCAGGUAAGCUUGGUCUUUCAAGGAGGGGGGGGUGUGGCAUACUGCGUAGCCACACGGGC
Molecule: messenger RNA, 3408 nt
Organism: Chara braunii
Lineage: Eukaryota; Viridiplantae; Streptophyta; Charophyceae; Charales; Characeae
Source: the annotation of a GenBank genome assembly